CUCUUCACUGAGAAUGAAUGACGACCCACGCUGUGAUUGGCUGUGCGUCGUCUCCAAGCAACAGGACGUAAACAACGCCGGGGAGUUCAACUGACGGUAACCGGUUUCUCCAACCCAGGAUCCUCUGCUGAUAUCUGCUAUAUAAGAGAAGUUUCCUGAUCAACCAUGGAGAGAGACAGGAACAAGAUGGCCGACAGGAUCAUAAACCUCACCCUAGAGAUACUCUUCCGGAUUACUGGAGAGGAUUACACAGUAGUGAAGAAGUCCUCUAGUGGGCGCUGUCGGGCCCCUGUGUGGGAAGGAUGGGGAAGAACCCUGAGCCCAGUCCCGGGGCCCCCACCUCACUCCCUGAUACAUGAGGAAAUGGAGGAACAGAAGAUCCUAGAACUCAUCAACAAGAUGAUGGAGCUGCUGACUGGAGAGCAGUGGUGUCUUCUUCGGUCGUCUUCCAUUAAGUCCACUUAAAGCGACGGAUAGUGCGAUCUGACACUGAUGGACCUUGACCUUGGACUUCACCUCUAAAGGAAGUUGUUCUGGACUCUUUGGUUACCAGUCGUAUUAUCUGUCUCUUCGAUUUGCCAUCAGUUUUCCUCUUGUGGCCAUGUCCAGAGAGAUUGUCUACAGUCCGGGGGACCUUAAACUUUAGAAUAUUAAAUAAAAACUACUAGAUAAUAUGGAAUGUGCAUGAUGUGGAAUGUAACUAUGAUGUACACUACUACCCUGGCCCUUGUGGUUGUCCCAUACAAUUAAACAGAAUAUACUAGUUGUUUAGAUAAAAAUACAUAAGCUAAUAAAUUAAAAUCCAAUGAAUAAAAAUAGUUAGCUAACAAAAUGCUCCUUCUUGUGAUACCAUGUGAUUCGCCUGUAGAACACUGUGACAAUACUUAGAACCAGGGCUGUAGUUUCCAUGAGGCGAGUGAGACGAUCACCUCAGGCGCGCUGUUCCAAGGGGCGCAGUGGUCAGUACUGCUUGUACAAGGAGUCCAGCACACAUUACACUGAGGCAUCGAUUCCCAACCGGGGUGACAGGACACUAUGGGAAAUAUGGCGCUAACAUUUUUAGAUUUUCCCGCCCGGCAUUCGUACCUGUGAGUCACAGACGUGCAGGCCGGGCUGGAGGGAAGUCUGUGUGCAGUGCCGGGACGGGACGGGUGAUGCUUCAGCUCCAAUCCUUGUGUAUCCUCCCUCUCCUGUGGAGAAGCUCUGGACUCUCACUGGUCCAUCAGCAGAAUGAUGGGGAUGGAGGGAAGGAGCAGAGGCAGCGCUGACAGAGGCCUACUCCGCUUCAGGUACUGAACCCCCUCCCUUCUGUCACUCUAUACAUCCCUCUGUCACCCAUGUACAGCCCUCUGUCACAUCUUUACACCCCUUUGACACCCCUAUCACCACUGUACACCCCUCUGACACCACUGUACACCCCUCUGUCACCCCUCUGACACCACUGUACACCCCUCUGA
Hyla sarda is the source of this 1457-nucleotide messenger RNA. Its product is annotated as oocyte zinc finger protein XlCOF29-like. Bases 166 to 465 code for a protein of 99 amino acids. The transcript has 4 exons. The record is from RefSeq and is a predicted model, not a curated record. Lineage: Eukaryota; Metazoa; Chordata; Amphibia; Anura; Hylidae.